CGGUGCGUUUAUUUUUGUUAAGCGCCGAGACUGGAGGAGGAUGUGUCCCGCGUGUUUUUAAGACUCCGGGGAGAAAGUGAGCCGCGAGGCCGGGACUCCUGGGUGGGCAUCGGCGCCCUCGGGGAACCAACCGAGUAGGGGGAAAGAAAGUGGAAAAAAGACUAUUCUUGGACCGAAGAGAACUGAGUACAAAUCCCAGCUUUGUCUGACCAUGUGCUAAUUUUGGACAAAUCUGGUGACAUUCUGAUUGAUGAUUUUUGAUAUGUGAUUGUUACCUUUCUGGAAGUCUAAAGGAUUGUUUUCCUCCAUCUGUUGUUUUUAUAUCUAAUGAGGACAUAUCUAGGUUUUUCAUGAUGCUGAAAUCUUUGCUCUUAUGUAUAUUUCUGUUAAUGGUACCUGGUUAUGCUCAAGAUGAUGAAUGGAUUGAUCCCACAGAUAUGCUUAAUUAUGAUGCUGCUUCUGGAAAAAUGAGAAAAACUCCUCAGGUGAACUAUGGAAAACCAGAGAAAAAGGAAAUAAGUCUUGCAGAUUCCAACUUAUCGUGUGCUGAUGAAAUGUCAGAGUGUUAUAACAGACUUGAUUCUUUAACUCAUAAGAUUAAUGAGUGUGAAAAGAAAAAGAGAAAAGACUAUGAAAGCCAGAGUAAUCAUGUUUUUAGGCGAUACUUAAAUAAAAUUUUAAUUGAAGCUGGAAAACUUGGACUUCCUGGUGAGGAUGGAAGUGAUAAGCAUUAUGAUGCUGAGAUUAUCCUUAAAAAAGAGACAUUAUUAGAAAUUGAGAAGUUUCUCAGUGGAGAAGACUGGAAAUCCGGAGCUUUAGAUGAUGCGCUAAGUGACAUCCUGAUUAAUUUUAAAUUUCAUAAUUUCGAGACCUGGAAAUGGAGUUUUGAGACAACGUUUGGUGUGGAUCCAUAUAGUGUGUUCAUGGUACUUCUAUGUGUGUUGUGCAUUGUUAUGAUAGUAGCUACUGAAUUAUGGACAUAUAUUCAUUGGUAUACUCAGUUAAAACGGGUUUUAUUCAUCAGCUUCCUUGUCAGUUUUGGAUGGAAUUGGAUCUAUUUAUAUAAGUUAGCCUUUGCAAAACAUCAGGCUGAAGUUGCAAAAUUGGAACCAUCAAACAAUGUUUGUGCUGAGAAGAUGGACUGGGUUGGAGGCCUAUUUGAAUGGUUUAGAAGUUCAUGGACAUUUCGUGAUGAUCCCUGCCAAAAGUAUUAUGAACUACUAUUAGUUAACCCUAUUUGGUUGGUUCCACCAACAAAGGCCUUGGCGAUUACUUUUACCAACUUUGUAACAGAGCCGUUGAAGCAUAUCGGACAAGGAACUGGUGAAUUUAUGAGAGCACUUAUGAAGGAAAUACCAGUAUUACUUCACAUUCCAGUGUUGGCCAUCAUAGCUUUGGCUGUUCUGGGUUUCUGCUAUGGUGCAGGAAGUUCAGUUGGUGGAUUUAGAUAUUUAAGAGACUCUGAAAGAGAACCUCACCAGGCACUACAUCAAGGCAAAGGAAGACCACAGGAGGAAAUUGAUUAUAGGCGCUAUGGUGGAGCAGGUGAUACAGCUCUCUGUUGUCGAAGCCAUGUUUGUCAGAGAGAUCAAGGCCCUUAUUGCAAAGCAGAUGAGUGUAGAGGAAAUGUUUUGAGAGAGAGAUCUGUUGGCUUAACUGGCAGCAUGAACCCUGAAGUACUACAGGCAUUUGACAUACCAGAUGCAAAAGCAGAAGAGCAUCCCAAGGUGGUACCCCGUCAGAAGUCACUCAUUUCGAAUAAAAAUCCAGAAGAGAUUUGUGAAAUCCCAGAAAACAGCAAAGUGAAAGAAAGUAAAAGUAAAACAAGCCAUUCGGCAGAGCCAUCCUGUGAGCAGCAGACCACCCCAGGGAGUCAGGAAGGCGAGCUUCCAGCAGGUGAGAACCUGCUGAGAGAUGAGGCUAGAAGCAGCCUCCCGAAAGCUGGGGUGAACAACUUAUCCACUGUCUCAGCUGGGAGAUUGGAAAAGAAUCAAGAAGACGCACUACCUAGCUAGGAGGAAGAGGCUGGCAUGGACAAAUGUGAAAAUGUUGUGGUCUAGCAUUUGGUUCUGUUUUAGGGUUUUUCUUAUCAAGCAUUCUGUAUUCUCUAUUGCUCUGCUGGUAUUCUCUGCACAAGUGCCAACAGGACUGACAGAAGUGAAAUUACUAGCUCCUAUAGCAAGUAAGUUUGUAAAAGUAGGUGAAUGUAUUUCUACAUUUAAUUUCAUUUUUCUCCUUUUAGUAUUCUGGCAUUUUCAGUUUAUUAAUAUUAAUUUUGGAGGAGGAUCUUACCUCACAUUCUAAAAUGGAAGUUAGGUAAUCAGAGCUAUUGAUGGUUUGUUAAAUAUCACUAGUUCUGGUUAGUUAAUGAAAAGUCAUAAUUACAAAGUAUUUUUAAAGAAAUAGUUCUAAGGUAUAUACAGUGAACAAAAAUUAUGUAUAACAAUAUUGCCAAAUAGAUGCCCUCCUUCUUCAAUGGCUUUAAUGAACAGCAGAGAACAAUUGACAGUGUGUUGUAUGCAGAUAGUGCUGCUAAAGUGAUCAAGUGCUUAAAAUUAAGGGGUUUAAUUUCUUAAGUGGGACAAACAUUUCUAGUCCAUCAUCAGGGAGUGUGCUUAGUUUUUCAGACUAAAGUUUACUCUUGAAUGCACCUAAACUUAUUUUCAUCUUAGCUCUUUGAAGCAGCACUUUGCACUGGGUAUUCCGCACUGCCCCAAAUCACCAGCCAAGGCGGGAUUUACAUGUAAACCUUUCUCUAUUAGACCCCCUAGUCUGAGCAUUAACAAUUGUACAGUGAGUGAAACCUUCAGGGCUAUUGAGGUUCUAGAGUUAUCUGCCCAGAUGCUGACUGCUCUCAGACCAAAGAGUUUAUUAUGUUCUAGUUGUUCCUCUUUAUUUCAUCUUUUACAAUCAGGUUUUUUUUCUGAUACGUUGUGAGAGCAUAAUAAAAUUGCCAGGGGGAAUCCCAAUAAACAAACUUGUCUAUCAUUGUAGUUACUGCAAAGUCAGGAGACUCUAGCCUAAGAAUAAUCAGAAAUACAGUGCGUGAACUUUGGCAAAACUAGUGUUGUAAGUGUGGUCUUUUUUUGUUUCCUCUUAGAUUGAGGGUACUAAAAGUGUCAUCCCGAUAAAAUUACCUAUAUCAUCUCUAAUUUGCUUGACCCAACUAUGUUUUCAUAGAGUAUGUACAACAUAGUCCCAGUCUCACAUUACUAAUUAGUGGAGUCUAACUUAGAGGUUUUAUUUUAUUGACCAUUACAUACAGCAUAGAACACUAAGGCUUUUUUCUUAGCAGGAUACAAAUACAUGGAGGAGUCUUUCAUUCUGCCCGGAAAAUAAAUUAGAAGUUUUGUGUAUUGGUUAAGGUUUUUUUUUCUUUCUUUUUGUAAAAUACCAGGUGCCCUUUAUCUUAAGCACAUUUGUUUAGCAGUUUCCAAAUUUAAAUAUUCUCUUAACUAGGAAAAUUUGGCAUUUAGUUGUGUCUGAGAGCCAGCAUGGAGUACUGGAUAGAGAUCUCAUCUUAGAGCCAGGAUGACCUGAGUUCAAGUUCCACUUCUUAACACAUACUGAUGUGUGACCUUUGGCAAGUCACUUAACUUCCCAGUGCUCUAGGUAUCAAACUAUAAUUAUAUAGAAGGUUUGGAUCUUCAUUAUUAGAGUGGAGUUUCCUCUUAAAAUUCCCUAUACCAAAGAAAUCCCAGGUGUAGUCCCUGCCUUUAUCCCUUAGUUAUCCUUUUUUAAAGCUUAUAUAAUGCUUUGGGUUUUCAAAUCCUUAAUUAUUUCCCCACAUAGAUAUUGUUAAUAUUUUACUUUAUUCACAUUUUCCGUUAAAUAUUUGGUCAAGGAAAAUUUUCAUUUCUAAGUUUAAUUUUACUGCGCCAUGGUUACAAACAUAAGAACACAUUAUUUUUGUAUAAUGCCUAGUUAAUGACAUUUGAUACAUAAAUAUUGAUUUAAAUUUUUUCACACCUUUUCAGGAAGACAUCUAACGAAAAAAUAUUGAGAUGUACUUUGUCAUAGACUUGUGGACAUGGAAAAAAGUUGAGAGAGGAGUAGUUAGUUGUUCCCUUGAGCCCCAUAACCAGCCUAGGAUUUUAGCUGAUUGUACCGUAUUUUUAAGUCAUUAUUUUUUUUAAAAAAACAUUCACCAUUUUUUAGAGACUCCUAUCACUGGGGUUGUAAAAACAAAUUGUUGCUGAACAUAUGCCCUCAUAAAAGAUUGAUUUUGUAAAAACAAGUUGACUACAUCAUUUCACUAUAUAGUUAGUUGGUGGGGAGAAUUGAAUCUUGUGUAUUCUUAGUCACUCUUUUCCAUUAUGGUUUCCUUUGUGGUUCAGACACAUUGAGACAAUUAUGUUGCAGAAAAAUCACUGGGAGUAGGUUGAAGCUUUUAAAAAUAGUUUUAAGGAAGUACAGUUGAUUUUUGUCAUUUUGUGGUAGUUAUGUUCUAUAAACCCCACAAACACUAAGUUAGCCAUUGCUUCUAGGGGAAAUAUAGGGAUAAGUUCCUGUGAACCUCUGAUCACAACAUUUACUUUAGCACUUUCUGGAGGGACCUUAUACAGAAGGGCAGAUUUUCUCUUCCUUCUUUUGCACUCACCAUAUUGUUGAUUCAUUAACAUUAAACUCCCACUACGUUACUGGUGCCUGAACACAGCUUAUUUAACACGUGUAUUUGCUCCAAGAGGCACUUCACAGACUUCUUGCACUUAGCAACACAAGGCAACAUUUCAAUACAGUGUUUGAGGGCCAUUUUAAACAGCAGAUCAUCUGCAAAAAGGUGGAAAAUGUGGCACUAAAUAGACUGGGAAAAGGACCUUGAUGAUAGUAGCAUGAGAACUGAAAUAAGAGGCCAAGAAUAGCCUUGUUUAACUUUGGCUGGGAACCUGUGCAACAGGCAACUCAGAUACUUUGCCACUCAGUGCAUGACUAAAAAUACCAUGAGUGCUGAUUUCAAGGUUAAAAGCUAAUUUCAGUGAGUAGGUAAAUUUGAGAAUAUGGAAUCAAGAAAGAGGAUUACCUGUAAUGUUUAUAAGAUCUUUUAAGAACCAAAAUGUAUUCAUAAUAAAUUUUUAUUUUUAUAUAAAGACUAAAGUGAAAAGUUUUGGUUUAUCACUUUUUUGUAAAUUAUAUUUGAAGUUUCACAAACUAGGAAAUCUGGCAAAAAACAAGCAUUUGAGCUGGCAAGCUAUUUUAAUACUAAUGCAGGAAGUGGCUACUUACGAAGCUUGUGUCUCUAGGCAAGUCACAUAAUUUCUGUGCCUCAGUAAAAAGAGGGAGCUUCAUUUGCUGGACUCCCGUUGAACUUUAAAUCUGUGAUCUUAUGAAACUUUGCCUUCAUGUCCAUAGUUUCUGCUAACUCAUCCAUUUUCUUUACAUUACAACAUGAUUUAUGUGGGUUUAUUUUAUAUCCUGCAACUUUGCUGAAGUUAAUUGUCUCGAUUAGUUGGUGGUUUGUUGUUUUUUUGGGUGACUCAAAAUCUCUAAAUAAACCAUAGCAUCUACAAAAA
This is a messenger RNA of Dromiciops gliroides (monito del monte), 5510 nucleotides long. It is a transcript of the gene CLCC1, whose product is annotated as chloride channel CLIC like 1. The record is from RefSeq and is a predicted model, not a curated record. The coding region runs from base 351 to 2015 and encodes 554 amino acids. The transcript is spliced from 13 exons. NCBI's taxonomy places the organism in Eukaryota, Metazoa, Chordata, Mammalia, Microbiotheria, Microbiotheriidae. Gene Ontology annotation, molecular function: chloride channel activity. Gene Ontology annotation, cellular component: membrane; endoplasmic reticulum.